Leguminivora glycinivorella is the source of this 2758-nucleotide messenger RNA. Its product is annotated as nose resistant to fluoxetine protein 6-like. The record is from RefSeq and is a predicted model, not a curated record. The coding region runs from base 228 to 2129 and encodes 633 amino acids. The transcript is spliced from 13 exons. NCBI's taxonomy places the organism in Eukaryota, Metazoa, Arthropoda, Insecta, Lepidoptera, Tortricidae. Gene Ontology annotation, molecular function: acyltransferase activity, transferring groups other than amino-acyl groups.
UGAUAUCCAUAUGCUGAUACGUUCUCAAACUUGUAGUUUAGUACAAACUGACCUCUAAAAAAUAUUAGCCAUUAAAUUAAAUUACUAGUAUGAAAUAAUAGAUACAUAAAAUUAUAUAACAGACAUAAUAUUCAACUAGGUGAAUUUAUAGAAAUAAUUUUAUUUUUUAUAAAAAAAAUAUAAGCUUUAUGAAGUGGUGAAAAGUGUGUGUAAAUAAAGUGAAUACAAUGUUUGAAAAUAAUAAAAUUGUUGUAGUACCCAUUUUAUUAUUAUUUGCAAUUGGUGCGGAAGGAAAGAUUUUUGAUCUAAAUGACACGGAGUACAGAAAAAUGCCACCAUUGUUCACCAUGGACGACCACCAUGACUGUAUGCUGGAGCCAGGAGGGACGUACUGCGUUGUAGACCUGGAACUGUUCUCUCACCGGGAGUCAGAGCUCAUGAAGAUGAUCCACGGUUACUCAGAAGUCACAAAGAAACACUAUAACCACACGCAACUGCACAGAGCCGUCUGCCUCACACAAACCUGCAAACACUUCAUCGGCCAACGAAACCUCAAAAAUGAAGAUGACAUUUCCAACAUCUUGGAAACUUGUCUCAACCAGACUAUAUGGAAGGAUUACAAGUUACAAGCAAGGGUUCUUGCUCUGAAAGAGUGUCAAAGGGAAGGAGAUACGGUGACUUAUGAUGCGAGUGACUAUACUUUGGUUGUAGUGCUCCUGGUUUUAAUUAUGCUGAAUUCCCUGGGGACUUUCUAUGAUGUCUUUAAGGGAGCUGAUACCAAGGGUAAUCCAUACUUGAUGUCUUUCUCCUUGUUGCGAAACUGCGGAAAGCUGGUAGCACCGAGCGGAGUUGGACCUGAGCCCAGGCUUAGACGCUUCAAGCUUUUCAACGGGCUUAGGACAAUGACCGUAGUAUGCGUACUCUUUUGUCACGUCACUUUCAUAAUGAACUAUGCGUUUGUCAAGAAUACCGCGUAUAUAGAGAGGGCAGGAGACGAUCCUUCUAAGCAGAUCCUGUUUAACGGCUCUAUAGUGGUGUCCACUUUCUUCGUGAUGUCCGGGUUCCUGCUGGCGUUCAACUUUGAGCUUCACGCGGAGAAGCAUCGCGUCAGCUGGCUGGAGUUGCCUAGAGGGAUGAUCUUGCGAUGGCUGAGGUUAACACCAGCGUAUGCUCUCAUCCUGGGUCUUGUCGCGACCGUGAUGAGGCGCCUGGGGACAGGUCCGCUCUGGAACCAGAUAGUCACAGUGGAGAGCGACGCUUGCCGGCAGUACUGGUGGGCCCAUCUGCUGUACAUCAACAACUACAUCUAUAAUGAUAACGAAUGCAUGCCGCAGACUUGGUAUUUAGCAGCUGACACACAGCUCUUCGCUCUAGGGCUGAUCUUCUGCAUAGUAGCGCGUACGCAGCGGUCACGCAAGAUUAUACUCGGCCUGAUGAUGGUUGUGUCCCUGCUGACUCCUGCGCUGCACACGUACUUUGAGGAUCUGGAUGCCACCGUGACUCAAGGACCAGAGAACGUGAAAAGUAUAUACAAAACCGAUAACGUGUUCAGACACGUGUACGUCGCAGCACACACGAACCUGGCCUCGUACACGCUGGGCAUGGGAGGCGGUCUGCUGGCGUACCACUGGCUCACUGAGGGGAAGGACUUCGAACACUUUAAAAAAUACCGUUACUUGCUCUGGCUAACGUUCCCCUUCGACACGCUGGUAAUCCUCUCCGGGGCCCUAUUCUACGGGGAAACGCGCGUUCCGCUCGUGUAUCGAGUGCUUUACGCCGCUUUCUACAAACCCGUCUUCCAGUUGCUGGUCGUCUUCUUUACCAUCUGUAUGAUAUUUAAGACUGAAAAGGUAUACCGCGGCAUAGUGGAGUGGCGAGGCUUCACUUGGACAGGUCGGGUAUCGUACGGCGCGUUUCUGGUACAUUCACUCUUCUUGCGGGGCUUCGCUGGCUCUUUCGUCCAGCCUGUGCAUCUCACUGAUUACUUUAUGUUUUUAAUUCUGUCCGCCACCAUCUUCAUGUCAUUCGCGGCGGCCGCCAUUUUGUGGCUUUGCGUAGAAGCGCCCGCCAAGGAGCUGAUCUCGGCAGCACUGAAACCUAGACCAAGAGUCCAGGAUACUAAGAUAUAGUUUAGAAAAAACAAAAAUUGUUUGGAGUUAUAAAAAAAAAAAGUGAUCGGUAUGAAGUUAAAUUAUUAAAUAUCUGAAUUUGUACAGUAUUAGAAUUAAAAAUAAGAAAUUCAAAACGAACGAACAGAGUAAUUUUAAUCGACAUGACAUGACAUGUAGAAGUAAUUCGGAACACUUGUCGAAUUAAAUAAAUAAAUAAAUAAAUAAAAAUAGUUUAUUGACAAUAUUAAUACAAUUUUCCAGGCAUCAUGUAUACGAGUGGAUCCCAAACUAUACCUCGGCCUCGUGUUUCAAUUUAGCACUUGUAACUAAUUUCUUCUUUUCCACACUUGUAUCAGAAUGCACUAUUAUUAUCAACCGCCUAAAAAACUAAGGCCGAUAGUCCACUAUCAUAUGCUUAUUAUAGAAAUAUGAUCAUAGGUCUGUAUGCCUCCCUUUUUCUCCAACGUUAAGAAAAAGAAUGGCAUGUUUCCUAUGAUCAUAUUCUAUGAUAAACAUAUGAUAGUGGACUAUCGGCCUAACUCCUAUUUGAACAGAAUAUAGUGAGAGCAAGUGAGAGAAUGACGAUGACGAGAUUAAGGCCGAUAGUCCACUAUGAUAUGUUUAUCAUAGAAAUAUGAUCAUAGGCU